Coccomyxa subellipsoidea C-169 is the source of this 2515-nucleotide messenger RNA. Its product is annotated as binding protein 1. Gene Ontology annotation, molecular function: heat shock protein binding; ATP hydrolysis activity; ATP-dependent protein folding chaperone. Gene Ontology annotation, biological process: protein refolding; cellular response to unfolded protein; endoplasmic reticulum unfolded protein response. Gene Ontology annotation, cellular component: cytoplasm; endoplasmic reticulum chaperone complex; nucleus. The coding region runs from base 1 to 1920 and encodes 639 amino acids. Lineage: Eukaryota; Viridiplantae; Chlorophyta; Trebouxiophyceae; Coccomyxaceae. The record is from RefSeq and is a predicted model, not a curated record. The transcript is spliced from 11 exons.
AUGGCGGAGGAGGCGCCCAGCACAGAGAGCUUGGGGACUGUGAUAGGCAUUGAUCUUGGCACCACGUACUCCUGCGUGGGUGUCUACAAGAACGGGCGGGUUGAGAUCAUCGCCAACGACCAGGGUAACCGCAUCACACCCUCGUACGUGGCUUUCACGGACUCCGAGCGCUUGAUAGGAGAUGCCGCGAAGAACCAGGCCACCACCAACCCCGACAGAACGGUCUACGAUGUCAAGCGCCUCAUCGGUCGCAAGUUCAAGGACAAGGAGGUGCAGCGAGAUGCCAAGAUGGUGUCGUACAAGGUGGUGGACAAGGCCGCCAAGCCCUACGUGGAGGUCACCAUCAGCGAUGAGAAGAAGACCUUCUCGCCAGAGGAGAUCAGCGCCAUGAUCCUGACAAAGAUGAAGGACACGGCCGAGGCGUACCUGGGCAAGACCAUCAAGAAUGCGGUGGUCACUGUCCCUGCCUACUUCAACGACGCCCAGCGUCAGGCCACCAAGGACGCCGGUGUGAUUGCUGGCCUGAACGUUGUGCGCAUCAUCAACGAGCCCACGGCGGCGGCAAUCGCGUACGGCCUGGACAAGAAGGGCGCCGAGCAGAACAUCCUCGUCUUUGACUUGGGCGGCGGCACCUUCGAUGUCUCCAUCCUCACCAUCGACAACGGUGUCUUCGAGGUGAUUUCCACCAGCGGCGACACGCACUUGGGCGGAGAGGACUUUGACCACCGCGUGAUGGACUACUUCAUCAAGCUGAUCAAGAAGAAGUACAAGGUGGACAUCAGCAAGGAUAACCGUGCCCUCCAGAAGCUGCGCCGCGAGGCCGAGCGCGCCAAGCGCGCCCUCUCAUCCCAGCAUCAGGUGCGUGUGGAGAUUGAGUCGCUGGCGGACGGGGUGGACCUGAGCGAGCCGCUGACGCGCGCGCGUUUCGAGGAGCUCAACAGCGACCUCUUCAAGAAGACGCUGGGCCCCGUCAAGAAGGCCAUGGAGGACGCCGACCUCAAAAAGGAGGAGAUCAAUGAGAUCGUGCUGGUGGGCGGCUCCACGCGCAUCCCCAAGGUGCAGCAGUUGAUCAAGGACUACUUCAAUGGCAAGGAGCCCAACAAGGGUGUCAACCCCGAUGAGGCCGUCGCCUACGGCGCAGCCGUCCAGGGUGGCAUCCUCUCCGGCGAGGGCGGUGAUGAGGUGAAGGACAUCCUGCUGCUGGAUGUGUGCCCGCUGUCCAUGGGCAUUGAGACGGUGGGGGGCGUCAUGACCAAGCUCAUCCCGCGCAACACCGUCAUCCCCACCAAGAAGUCCCAGACCUUCACCACCUACCAGGACCAGCAGUCCACCGUCUCCAUCCAGGUGUUUGAGGGUGAGCGGACGAUGACAAAGGACAACCAUAAGCUGGGCCAGUUUGACUUGACCGGCAUCCCUCCCGCGCCACGCGGCGUGCCGCAGAUUGAGGUCACCUUUGAGAUCGACGCCAAUGGCAUCCUCAACGUCGGCGCUGAGGACAAGGGAACCGGCAAGCGGGAGAAGAUUACGAUAACGAACGACAAGGGGCGGCUGAGCCAGGAGGACAUCGAGCGGAUGGUGCAGGAGGCGGAGGAGUUUGCCGAGCAGGACAAGGCCGUCAAGGCCAAGGUGGACGCGCGUAACGCUCUCGAGACCUACUGCUACAACAUGAAGCAGACGAUCGAGGACAAGCUUGGGGACAAGCUCGAAGAGGACGACAAGGAGAAGGUGAAGGCGGCGGUGGACGAGGCGCUGGAGUGGAUGGACGACAAUCAGGACGCGGAGGAGGAGGAGUACAAGGACAAGCUGAAGGAGGUCGAGGAUGUGUGCAACCCCGUCGUCUCCGCCGCCUACGCUGCCUCCGGCGGCGGCGCUCCCGGUGGCGACGACGACGAUGACCUCGGCGACCACGACGAGCUCUGAGCUGCUGACAUGGCGCUGACUUGGCAAUGACGUGGCAGCACUGAGCCUGAUCUGGCAACAGCGCAUGCGGUCGGUCAGUCCGUGGCCUUGCGCUGCCAUGGCAGCCUGCAGUCUGAUCUGGCAACAGCGCUUGAGCUUACUCGGCGGCCUGGCGCUGAUUUGGCGGCCGGCAGGCUCAUCUGGCAGUAGCGCAUGCUGGUGGACCGCUGCCGGCGCAUGCUUUGGAGAAUGCGGGUGUGUCUGGUACAGCAGUGGCCUGAGACAGUUCCUGUGUGGGGCGAAUGCCCCAACCGGUAUUAGCGUCUGGAGGGCAGGGAUUUACUUGUCUGACCUUUUGUUUGCAAGGAGGGCUGGACUCGGCUGACAUGUCUGGGCUAGGGUGAAUGUGUGAGGCGGUUGCCUCUGUCAUUGCAGGGGUCCAGGUUUGUCUCAAAGCAAGGAAAGCGUUGGUUUUGGUGCACAGACGUUUCUGUGACGCAUCAGCUGGUUUUAGCUGGUGAUUCAAGCAUAAUGUGGUGUUGAGAGGAGUGUGUAGUGUCUCAUGAUUUAGGAGACGGCCUGUCUCAAUUGAUCCUGUAAUUCUAUUCUUCGCGAC